This is a messenger RNA of Cynocephalus volans (Philippine flying lemur), 6252 nucleotides long. It is a transcript of the gene ABCC1, whose product is annotated as ATP binding cassette subfamily C member 1 (ABCC1 blood group). Gene Ontology annotation, molecular function: ATP binding; ATP hydrolysis activity; glutathione transmembrane transporter activity. Lineage: Eukaryota; Metazoa; Chordata; Mammalia; Dermoptera; Cynocephalidae. The record is from RefSeq and is a predicted model, not a curated record. Gene Ontology annotation, cellular component: basolateral plasma membrane. The coding region runs from base 60 to 4682 and encodes 1540 amino acids. The transcript is spliced from 32 exons. Gene Ontology annotation, biological process: glutathione transmembrane transport; xenobiotic transport.
CCGGGCCCGUCCGCUCGCCGCCCCUGCCCGCCGCCGCCCGCCGGUGCCGCACCGGCCGCAUGGCGCUCGGGGGCUUCUGCAGAGCCGAUGGCUCCGACCCCUUCUGGGACUGGAAUGUCACAUGGUACACCAGCAAUCCCGAUUUCACCAAGUGCUUUCAGAACACUGUCCUCGUGUGGGUGCCUUGUUUUUAUCUCUGGGCCUGUUUCCCCUUCUACUUCCUCUAUCUCUCGCGACAUGACCGGGGCUACAUUCAGAUGACACAUCUCAACAAAGCCAAAACUGCCUUGGGAUUUUUGCUGUGGAUCAUCUGCUGGGCAGAACUCUUCUACUCUUUCUGGGAAAGAAGUCAGGGUGUGUUCCUGGCCCCAAUAUUUCUGGUCAGCCCAACCCUCUUGGGCAUCACCAUGCUGCUUGCUACCUUUUUAAUUCAGCUUGAGAGAAGGAAAGGAGUUCAGUCCUCAGGGAUCAUGCUCACUUUCUGGCUUGUAGCCCUCCUGUGUGCCCUUGCCAUCCUGAGAUCCAGAAUCAUGACUGCCUUAAAAGAGGACACCCACGUCGACCUGUUCCGUGAUGUCACGUUCUACAUUUACUUUUCCCUCGUGCUGCUCCAGCUGGUGUUGUCUUGUUUCUCAGACCGCUCGCCCCUCUUCUCUGAAACCAUCAAUGACCCCAAUCCUUGCCCAGAAACCAGCGCCUCCUUCCUUUCCAAGAUCACCUUCUGGUGGAUCACGGGGUUGAUGGUCCGGGGCUACCGCCAGCCCCUGGAGGCUGGUGACCUCUGGUCCCUAAACAAGGAUGACACGUCAGAACAGGUAGUGCCUGUUUUGGUAAAGAACUGGAAGAAAGAAUGUGCCAAGUCUAAGAAGCAGCCGAUGAAGAUCGUGUACUCCUCCAAGGAUCCUGCCAAGCAGAAGGGGAGUUCCAAGGAGGAUGUGAACGAGGAGGCAGAAGCUUUGAUUGUCAAGUUCCCCCAGAAGGAGCGGGACCCCUCCCUCUUUAAGGUGUUAUACAAGACCUUUGGGCCCUACUUCCUCAUGAGUUUCGUAUUUAAGGCCAUCCACGACCUGAUGAUGUUUGCUGGCCCCGAGAUCUUAAAAUUGCUCAUCCACUUCGUGAAUGACCAGCAGGCCCCCGACUGGCAGGGCUACUUGUACACGGCGCUGCUGUUCGUCAGCUCCUGUCUGCAGACCCUGGUGCUGCACCAGUACUUCCACAUCUGCUUUGUCAGCGGCAUGAGAAUCAAGACCGCCGUCAUCGGGGCUGUCUAUCGGAAGGCCUUGGUGAUCACCAAUUCAGCUCGAAAAUCCUCCACUGUCGGGGAGAUCGUCAACCUCAUGUCUGUGGAUGCUCAGAGGUUCAUGGACUUGGCCACGUACAUUAAUAUGAUCUGGUCAGCCCCUCUGCAAGUCAUCCUUGCUCUCUACCUCCUGUGGCUGAACCUGGGCCCCUCUGUGCUGGCUGGGUUGGCUGUGAUGAUCCUUAUGGUGCCCAUCAAUGCUGUGAUGGCGAUGAAGACGAAGACCUACCAGGUGGCCCACAUGAAGAGCAAAGACAAUCGGAUUAAGCUGAUGAAUGAAAUUCUCAAUGGGAUCAAAGUGCUGAAGCUUUAUGCCUGGGAACUGGCAUUCAAGGACAAGGUGCUGGACAUCAGGCAGGAGGAACUGAAGGUGCUGAAGAAGUCUGCCUACCUGGCCGCAGUGGGGACCUUCACCUGGGUCUGCACACCUUUCCUGGUGGCCCUAUGUACAUUUGCCGUCUAUGUGACCGUCGACAAGAAUAACAUCCUGGAUGCCCAGAAGGCCUUCGUGUCCUUGGCAUUGUUCAACAUCCUCCGCUUUCCCCUGAAUAUCCUCCCCAUGGUCAUCAGCAGCAUCGUGCAGGCGAGUGUCUCCCUCAAACGCCUCAGGAUCUUCCUGUCCCACGAGGAGCUGGAGCCCGACAGCAUCGAGCGGCGGCCUGUCAAAGAUGGCGGGGGGACGAGCAGCAUCACUGUGAAGAACGCCACGUUCACAUGGGCCAGGAGCGACCCUCCCACGCUGAAUGGCAUUACCUUCUCUGUUCCGGAAGGUGCCUUGGUGGCCGUAGUGGGCCAGGUGGGGUGUGGAAAGUCGUCCCUGCUUUCAGCCCUCUUGGCUGAGAUGGACAAGGUGGAGGGGCACGUGGCUAUCAAGGGCUCAGUGGCCUACGUGCCCCAGCAAGCCUGGAUUCAGAAUGAUUCUCUCCGAGAAAACAUCCUUUUUGGACGCCAGCUGCAGGAACAGUAUUACAAGGCCGUGAUAGAGGCUUGUGCCCUCCUCCCAGACCUGGAAAUCCUUCCUAACGGGGACCGGACAGAGAUUGGUGAGAAGGGCGUCAACCUGUCUGGUGGCCAGAAGCAGCGUGUGAGCCUGGCCCGGGCUGUGUACUGCAACUCUGACAUCUACCUCUUUGACGAUCCCCUAUCGGCGGUAGAUGCUCAUGUGGGAAGACACAUCUUUGAAAAUGUGAUUGGCCCCAAGGGGAUGCUGAAGAACAAGACGCGGAUCCUGGUCACGCACAGCAUCAGCUACCUGCCACAGGUGGAUGUCAUCGUCGUCAUGAGUGGUGGCAAGAUCUCCGAGAUGGGCUCCUACCAGGAGCUGCUGGCCCGGGAUGGGGCCUUUGCCGAGUUCCUGCGCACCUAUGCCAGUGCUGAGCAGGAGCAGGACUCAGAGGACGACAGCAGCAGAGUGCUGGACGAGGAGGAAGGAGGGUUAACGGGCAUCAGCGGCUCAGGGAAGGAGGCAAAGCAGAUGGAGAAUGGUAUGCUGGUGAUGGACGCCGCGGGGAAGCAGCCGCAGAGACAGCUCAGCAGCUCCUCCUCGUACGGCGAGGACGUUAGCAGGCAGCACAAUAGCACCGCGGAGCUGCAGAAAGCUGGGGCCAAGGAGGAGACCUGGAAGCUGAUGGAAGCGGACAAGGCUCAGACAGGGCAGGUCAAGCUCUCCGUGUACUGGAACUACAUGAAGGCGAUUGGACUUUUCAUCUCCUUUCUGAGCAUCUUCCUUUUCUUGUGUAACAACGUGGCCUCCCUGGCUUCUAACUAUUGGCUCAGUCUCUGGACUGAUGACCCCAUUGUCAAUGGGACCCAGGAGCACACUAAAGUCCGGCUGAGCGUCUAUGGGGCCCUGGGCAUUUCUCAAGGUGUCACCGUGUUUGGCUACUCUAUGGCCGUGUCCAUCGGGGGAAUCUUCGCUUCCCGCCGUCUGCACCUGGACCUGCUGCACAGUGUCUUGCGGUCACCCAUGAGCUUCUUUGAGCGGACCCCCAGCGGGAACCUGGUGAACCGCUUCUCCAAGGAGCUGGACACGGUGGACUCAAUGAUCCCGCAGGUCAUCAAGAUGUUCAUGGGUUCCCUGUUCAACGUCAUCGGUGCCUGCAUCAUCAUCCUGCUGGCCACGCCCAUUGCCGCGGUCAUCAUCCCACCCCUGGGCCUCAUCUACUUCUUCGUCCAGAGGUUCUACGUGGCCUCCUCCCGGCAGCUGAAGCGCCUCGAGUCGGUCAGCCGCUCCCCGGUUUACUCCCACUUCAACGAGACCUUACUGGGGGUCAGCGUCAUCCGUGCCUUUGAAGAGCAGGAGCGUUUCAUCCACGAGAGUGACCUGAAGGUGGAUGAGAACCAGAAGGCCUAUUACCCCAGCAUCGUGGCCAAUAGGUGGCUGGCCGUGCGGCUGGAGUACGUUGGCAACUGCAUCGUCUUGUUUGCUGCUCUGUUUGCGGUGAUCUCCCGGCACAACCUUAGCGCUGGCUUGGUGGGCCUCUCGGUGUCUUACUCCUUGCAGGUCACCACAUACUUGAACUGGCUGGUUCGGAUGUCGUCGGAGUUGGAGACCAACGUUGUGGCCGUGGAAAGACUCAAGGAGUAUUCGGAAACAGAGAAGGAGGCUCCCUGGCAAAUCCAGGAGACAGCUCCGCCUAGCAACUGGCCCCAGGUGGGCCGAGUGGAAUUCCGGGACUACAGCCUGCGUUACCGAGAUGACCUGGACUUGGUUCUCAAGCACAUCAACAUCACCAUCCAUGGGGGAGAAAAGGUUGGCAUUGUGGGGAGGACAGGAGCCGGGAAGUCAUCCCUGACCCUGGGCUUGUUUCGGAUCAAUGAGUCUGCUGAAGGAGAGAUCAUUAUCGACGACGUCAACAUUGCCAAGAUUGGCCUGCACAACCUCCGCUUCAAGAUCACCAUCAUCCCCCAGGACCCCGUUUUGUUUUCGGGUUCCCUCCGCAUGAACCUGGACCCGUUCAGCCAGUACUCGGAUGAAGAGAUCUGGAUGUCCCUGGAGCUGGCUCACCUGAAGGACUUCGUGUCAGGCCUUCCUGAUAAGCUGAACCAUGAGUGCGCAGAAGGCGGAGAGAACCUGAGUGUUGGGCAGCGCCAGCUCGUGUGCCUGGCACGGGCCCUGCUGAGGAAGACCAAGAUCCUCGUGUUGGAUGAGGCCACAGCGGCCGUGGACCUGGAAACAGACGACCUCAUUCAGUCUACCAUCCGGACGCAGUUCGAUGACUGUACUGUCCUCACCAUUGCGCACCGGCUCAACACCAUCAUGGACUACACAAGGGUGAUCGUCCUGGAUAAAGGAGAAAUCCGGGAGUGCGGUGCUCCCUCUGACCUCCUACAGCAAAGAGGUCUCUUCUACGGCAUGGCCAAAGAUGCAGGCUUAGUGUGAGUCUGGAGCUGGCACAGCUGGUCAGAAUUGCAGGCCAACAUGCCAGCAUCCUUGAGAACCAAGCCUCCCGUACUGAAAACCAAAAAACCCCUCCAAAACAAAGACAAACCCCCCAAAACCAAAACACAUAGUGGCAGCCACCCACCUAGUCCCCUGCCUGGAAUUGGCUGUGAAGAAACAGGAGACAGACAGAUGCACCCCACCCAAAACAUGCACACCCUUGCCUCUGAUCCCCGCAAGACACACAUUCUUGCACCCCUUGGAACACAGACUUGUGCCCCCGGUGCUUCCCACAGAGGAAUUUUUGGCAGUCAGACUUCCGGAGGAAUUGGUUUCGUCAAAUAUGCUAGUGACCAAAUCCAGCCAACUGUGUCAGAUCUCUCCAAAGUCUGCAGAUGCUGAGUCUUUGAAAAGCUCCCGUUUUCCAUAGGCCAUUCCUGUCAUCUCUUACAUCCUUGUCUGGUUCCACCCGGAAUGCUUCCUGUCCGCAAGGCUGCAGUCUUGAGGUUGAGGGGCCUGGAGAAAAUCAUUGUCACCACCUGUGGGCAGUGUUCCAGGGGCCUGGGUAAUCCUCCUACCGACAUCUGGUCUUCCAGGUGCUCAGAUGCUGGGAACCAGCACCCCAGCGCUGCCUCCACUGGGACUUGCUUCAGAGGCCAGAGGCAGCCCUGUGCACCCACAUCCCUUGUCCUCAUCAAAGGGACUUGACGGACAGGUGAUCUGGACCUGGGACUCCAGGGCCUGGGGCCAUCUCUCAAUGCCGACUUUGCUCACCUCCCACCCACUCCACUCCACUCCACUCCACUCUUUCCCUUGUCUUUUCUUUCCUGGCUCUUUUUGCCCAUUGCCAGGGCAGGUUUCUCCUCUUGUUACCUGAAAGCAGUGCACAUCUGCUGAUGGUCAUGAAGCAUUCAGAGUAGGGAGCAUGAGGUACCUCCUGAGUAUCACCAAUUGGUACCAAAAAGAGUUCUCUUGAGUCUUCUCUUUGUGUUUGGGUUUAAAUUUCUCACCCUUGACAUCUGGUUAGCUGCCAAGGGGUGGCUUGGUAGAGAACUUGACAUAGAUACCGAUUCUCUUCCAGGACAGGAAAAGAACCCAUGUCAGUGAUUUUUUUUUUUUUUUUUUUUUUUUUUUUAAAUACUGCUCCGGGGAGAAAAACAGUUGUGGGACUUUGAUUUCUUAGGAGGGCCAAGGUGCAGCAUUCCCAGGGAAUAGCCAAAAGCUGGCCUUGCAUUUGACAGUUGGCUCUGUGUGUUCCUGGAAGAAAACGGUGAAGCAGCGAACUUCCAAGCCUGGCCUUGAGAUGUCUCAGCUGGAGACCGAAGUGAGACCCAGAAAGCAGCGGGAGCUCACUGCUGCCUGAGGGUCAGACUUGCUGACUCCAAACCCAGAGAAGCAUCUUUCUUCUUUUAGGUGGAAAUAUAUAUUUAUUUUUUUGUAAGUUAUAUCAUUCUUUCGCGUUGGAUAAACCAAGUUUUUCUGGGAGAUCUUUUUGUAAUGCCUUACACUGGAAACGUGAACAUUUGCAAAUAAUUUCAGUAAAAAAAUAUAUAUUUUAUUUCUUUCUAAA